Charadrius vociferus (killdeer) is the source of this 545-nucleotide messenger RNA. RefSeq names its product TBC1 domain family member 20-like. NCBI's taxonomy places the organism in Eukaryota, Metazoa, Chordata, Aves, Charadriiformes, Charadriidae. Gene Ontology annotation, biological process: positive regulation of GTPase activity; endoplasmic reticulum to Golgi vesicle-mediated transport. The transcript has 5 exons. Gene Ontology annotation, molecular function: GTPase activator activity. The record is from RefSeq and is a predicted model, not a curated record. The annotation marks the transcript as partial. Gene Ontology annotation, cellular component: endoplasmic reticulum membrane.
AUGCCGGCAGAGCAGCGGCGGGUGCUGCAGGAGCAGUUGGGGGGGCUCAUCCUGCACGUGCUGCGCGCCCACCCCCAGCUUCACUACUACCAGGGUCCCCGCCACCCUGUGUGGGGUGCCAUGAUGGGGGACUUCAUGGACCCCACGAUGGACAGCACCAAACACAUCCUGACCUCCCUCAUGCCGCUGCUGCAGCGUGAGAGCCCGCGCCUCCACGACUUCAUGCAGCGGGCGGAGGGGGGCACCGUCUUUGCCUUGAGUUGGCUCAUCACUUGGUACGGCCAUGUCCUCACCGACUUCCACCACCUCCUUCGCCUCUAUGACUUCUUCCUUGCCUCCCACCCCCUCAUGCCCGUCUACUUCGCUGCCGUGGUGGUCCUACACCGGGAGGAGGAGGUGCUGGCCACCCCUUGCGACAUGCCCAGCGUCCACCAGCUCCUCUCCCGCCUCCCUCAGGAUUUGCCCUACGAGCAGUUGGUGCUGCGGGCUCAGGAGCUUUUCCAGCGGCACCCGCACACCCGCCUAGCCCGGCAGCACCGCAAGAG